CAACAGGAUGCAGUUCACGAUCAUCAGCAGAGUCUGCAGCGACACAGCUUCGCCAACAAACUGCGGGAAAAACUGAUCCCCACGGCUUUGCGCCGUGAGAACGAGCUUUAUGCGAACAACGAAAGUAGCUCUGGUUCCUCCUGUCGGUCCAGUAUGUUGGAGGAAAGCACCACCUGUCGGCAAAUGCAGCGCUCCGUCCCCGGCCCAACGGGGAGCAGCAGCAGUUUCGGCACCGUGAGGAAAGUGCCGAAGCCGCUCGAGUUUUCGGAUUUGGACCAGUCCGACCACACUUACCACUCACACGACCACGACAGUCAGAAGUCGGACUCGUCCUCGCAAUUCACGCUUCCGGAUCAACAUUCCGCGCCCCGGUCCGUGCCGCGCUCGAGACAAAUCAGUAGUACGGAAAAUUCGUCGGCUCAACUCAUGUUGACCACGCCCGUGCUCUCGGACUAUUGUUCUGCAUUGGAGCAACAGGAAUAUAUUCUUGCCCGGGUGGCACAGUACAAAGAGCCGAAGAUGACCAAGAGCCAGCGUGUCUUGAUGCAACAGAGGCUGGACAUCCAAGCCUACCAGCGCUGGUUACGGGGUCCGGGAAGGAGCAAGUCGGCGAAUCUACCGAUUGGAGCGAAGGCGGAAGUGCCAGUGCCGGUGCAUCCCAUACCAAACUUCUAGCCCAGAGAAAAAAGCUGUUACACCAACAUGGCAGUCUUUUGAUACCAAAAGAACAAGCGAGGAAGAAAACAAAUAUGAGAGAAACAAAAACGUCGGUCUUGCAUAGUGCCUCAAAUUAUCGCAUGCCACGGGCUACUGGCCCACGACAAGAAUUUUUGUGCUGGAAUAUUUGCUUAUGACAUCAUUAGCAAAAAAUUACGGUACGCUGGCUUUUUUCUGUGUGAUACGUUCGGGUCCGGGGCACCGAUUUUUCAGAGCAAGACAGCGCCGCCGGCUCACGCAAAGUCUUCCUCCUCGUCAGCGCGCAGGGUAAACAACUGGACCGGCUACGAACAGGGGGAAAUACGCCCGCAAAUGACCCCAGCGCCUGUUGUCGGCAGAAAUCCACGAGACGCCGUGGCCCCUCCUAUCAUGACCACCAGCCAGCAGCGAGACGUUUUGAAUGAGUCUGACCUCAUAUGCGAGAAAUAAACUGUGAAUGAUAAUGGAGGUCCUCCUGGGAGUCGUGACAGCAUGACAAAAAUUUUGUUCCGGCAUGUCAGAUGAAGCCAGUCAGGCACAUCUACUUAAUGCUUGAAAACACAUGUGAAAG
This is a messenger RNA of Amoebophrya sp. A120, 1267 nucleotides long. Lineage: Eukaryota; Dinophyceae; Syndiniales; Amoebophryaceae. The record is from the annotation of a GenBank genome assembly.